Molecule: messenger RNA, 1259 nt
Organism: Ilex paraguariensis (yerba mate)
Lineage: Eukaryota; Viridiplantae; Streptophyta; Magnoliopsida; Aquifoliales; Aquifoliaceae
Source: the annotation of a GenBank genome assembly
CGUCGUUUAGCUUUGUUCUCAUAUUCCAGCAUAAAUUUUAUUGAAAAACUAGGGCUUGUGUUCUCUGAUUUCUCGAUUUCUUGAGAGGAAAGAAAAGGAGAUUAUAUACAGUCUGAAACAGCAUCUUAGUACGUUAUUUUGCCCGACUCUCUCUCUCUCUCUCUCUGAUUCGAAUCACCAUGACGAAACAACAAGCAAACUGGUCUCCUUACGACAACAAUGGAGGAACUUGCGUAGCUAUCGCAGGAGCUGAUUACUGUGUGAUUGCAGCUGACACUCGAAUGUCCACGGGCUACAGUAUCCUCACUCGCGAUUACUCCAAAAUUAGUAAAUUAGCGGACAAAUCCAUGAUGGCUUCUUCAGGUUUUCAGGCUGAUGUGAGGGCUCUGCAAAAGCUAUUGGCAGCUAGGCACUCGAUCUAUCAGCAUCAACACAACAAGCAGAUGAGCUGCCCUGCAAUGGCUCAACUGCUCUCGAACACCCUGUACUACAAACGUUUUUUCCCAUACUAUGCUUUCAAUGUUCUAGGUGGCCUCGAUAAUGAAGGGAAGGGUUGUGUCUUCACAUAUGAUGCUGUUGGAUCCUAUGAGAGGGUUGGAUACAGUUCCCAAGGUUCUGGUGCCACGCUCAUCACCCCUUUUUUGGACAACCAACUGAAGUCUCCAAGUCCGCUUUUGUUACCUGCCCAGGAUGCUGUUACUCCUCUGUCAGAAUCAGAAGCCAUUGAUUUGGUGAAGACUUGUUUUGUAUCAGCAACAGAAAGGGAUAUAUACACUGGAGACAAGCUGGAAAUAGUCAUCCUAAAUGCUGAUGGUAUUUGUCGUGAAUACAUGGACCUCAGGAAAGAUUGAUCUUUCUCUAACAUGGUGUUGCUGCUGCUGUCAAAGUUGGAACGGGAUUUCGGAAUGCUCAACAUGCAUAUCUAGGGUCACUACUGGGAUGAUCCUUUCAUUGUUCUCUUGGGCCAUCUAAUCGUCGAUUGGUUUUUCAUUGAACACCGUUUGCACUUUGGACUACCACAUCUCCUGGUCAUUGGAAACUUUGCAAUUAUGACUUCUGCACUGGAAAUUUAGCUCUCGUGAUUUGGUAUGAGAUCUUCAGAUUUGUAUUUUGAAUCAUAAUCCAAGGUUUACUUCAAAAUCAGGUUUGUUACUGUGGAAAUUAGCUUUGAAAAUGUUUGCAGGGAAUUCCUCCCUUUGCCUACACCACACCCUCCCAUAAAAACCUUAUAAAAAGUAGUGCGGCAUCUUCUCUACUAA